AUGCGAGAACUACCUCGAGUUAAGGGAUACAUCCCUAACGUUAGACCAUCAUCACCCAUCAAAGUACACCCCGAUGAAGAUAUUGAGGAGUUACGUGCCAAUGCAAGGCGCAUUGAGAGAAUGAUGUAUGCAGAUUAUCUUGAUCGGCAACUGGAGGCACUGAUAGCAGAGUCUCAACCAUCGCUCCCGCCCAUCACGCCAACGCCUCUAGUUGCUCAAGUACAAACCCCACCAGAUAAUGACGUUCAGGCCACUCCUACGUCAGAUGGCACCGAAACCACCGUCACUCCUCUACAAUUUCCUUCAAACCCACGACCUCCACCUGGACCACGCCCACCGACGGCGGCGAGAAACACACGAGCACGUAGCAAUUCCCUGGCCAAGAGAAGAAUCAAUGGGGGCGUGGAUCCCCUAGCUCCUCCGCCAAGACCAGGCUUGAUUUCAAUGGACGUGCCCCCAGGGAGGAUGGCAACAAGGCAAGGCGGGAUUCAAAGGCUUCCACACCCACCACAACCGAGACAAGGCGGAAUUGAGGGGUUGCCACGCCCACCUCCAACGAUGCGAGGCGGAAAUCAUGAAGAUGAGACUGUCAAUCAGACUGGAGAAAUGAAGCCUAUUCCUCCUGCACGACCUCACUCUGUUCUUGUGCUUCAUAAGCGUACCCAGCUCACAGAAGGUUGGGAUAUCGUUCUUAGAACAACCAGGGAAGAAGUGCUCGAGGUUAUCGAGCCAGAACAGACCGAAGUCGUCGAGGCCAACGACCAAUCUGCAACUGAGCAGACCCUCAACCAUGAGUCAUCACCAGGCGUCACAUUUCGAGCACCUUCCUGUACCUCGAGCAGUGACCAGGAGGAAAUACCCGAAGAAAUAAGUGCCCAAAGAUAUUCCCGAUCACGGUUUGUUUAA
Molecule: messenger RNA, 906 nt
Organism: Lytechinus pictus (painted urchin)
Lineage: Eukaryota; Metazoa; Echinodermata; Echinoidea; Temnopleuroida; Toxopneustidae
Product: actin-binding protein WASF1-like
Exons: 4
Coding region: 1-906 (301 amino acids)
Source: RefSeq, a predicted model, not a curated record